This is a messenger RNA of Cuscuta campestris, 1146 nucleotides long. NCBI's taxonomy places the organism in Eukaryota, Viridiplantae, Streptophyta, Magnoliopsida, Solanales, Convolvulaceae. The record is from the annotation of a GenBank genome assembly.
GCAGGAGCUGGAUGACCGAGUCUACGAUGCCAAGUGGACUCUUGGAUAGCUUGAUACGCAACGGUUGGGAGUUUGGAAGGAAGUGUGUAUAACCCAUGCUCACAGAGGCCCUUGUACCGCACCUGGUUGGUAGGAUUGUCCACUAUCUGGAAAUCGUUGGCAUUGAAAACAAGAGUGCAGUUGUUAUCUUUGGUAAAUCGAUGGACAGACAAUAGAUUGGAGGUAAGGGAAGGGACAUAAUGAAGAGUAGAAAGGUGGUAUUUACCAUUAGGAGUUUAUUUCUUCGGAGAUCAGCCAUCCAGAAAGCUGAUUUAAUGAAAUAUUGGUAUUGUUCAUGCGAAUGUUUUGCUUAAAGGAUGAGUAUUCGGUGGGAAGACCACGAAUAACAGCAUUCACCACAUCACGUUCAGGGAUCUCUUCUUUCAAGGCAUCGAGAUCCGAGAGAAUAGUUGCCACAUCAUCCAGAAAUAUUUGUAUCUAAUUUAAACCAUAAAUUAAUGUAUAACGGCCGAGUAAUUACAAACGUCACUACAAUACAUCAUGAAUUCCACAAAACAACCAAAAUGGUGUCUAUAAAUUAAAACUCAAAACCCCAAAACAAAGAAAAUUAAAUCAUAAACAGCCUCGAAAAUCCUAUUGUAAUCCCGAGAGGAGAAGAAGAAAAAAAUUCAGAUAAGAAAAAAAAGAGUAAAAAUGGCAGUGAUCUCAUCAUCAGUAUCACUGUUAGUGUUGUCCCUGAUGCUCUUCUGCUCCAUGGCGGCGGAAUUGGGCACGCCGGCGGGCGGGUGGGAACCGGUGGACCCGAAGAGCCCGGAGGUGGUGGCGGCCGGAAGUUUCGCGGUGGAAGCGCACAACGAAGCAGAAAAUGACAAUUUGGUGUUCGAAGACGUGGCGAGCGGAGAGAAGCAAAUGGCGGCGCGCUUCCAAUACAAACUCGUCAUUGACGCAAGGAGCGGACAUGGGGUUUAUCAGUACGAGGCUGUCGUCUGGGUUAAGCGCUCGAGGCUCAAUUCCUAUUCACUUAUUUCUUUCAAGCAAUUAUAAUUUACGGAGUAUAAUUAUACGUUAUUGUAUAAUACCCAAUGCAUUUCAAAUAAAAUUCUUUCAUUUGGAUUUUUUUAAUUACAACAAAAGCUUUUACGGUUU